Adineta ricciae is the source of this 1722-nucleotide messenger RNA. NCBI's taxonomy places the organism in Eukaryota, Metazoa, Rotifera, Eurotatoria, Adinetida, Adinetidae. The record is from the annotation of a GenBank genome assembly.
AUGCCCGAAAAAACUUCGCUGACAUUACUUGAUCACUUACCAACAGAAAUUUUAUUCGACAUCUUCGACUAUCUUUCAUGUAAUGAUAUUCUUUACGGAUUUUACAAUUUGAACGAGAAAUUCAAUCGUAUUUUAUUGAAACAUUAUCCACAUUUGAACAGCUUGGAAACUCCAAACAAUGACUUCUGUUUCUGGCAAACUAUUCUUCCGAUUAUUCAACUCCGAGUCGAACAUGUAACAAUCACUAACAUUGACUCUGGUCUCACGCUGAAUGCAUUCCCGAAUCUCAAAUCACUCGUCAUCUCCACAGCAGUUCCCAUUUACUCCGAUGAAUUAAAACCGAUAAUCGAAGAUGAAAAAAUUCGUCAAUUAACAACACUUAAACUUCGCAGUGAAAUUUUGAGCCGCGCAGAUCUCAAUGAAACAUCUUAUAUUAUUCCGACUAUAUUUCAUCAUGCAAAUUCUAUCGAAACAUUCGAGUUUCUGUUGACAUUUGACUUACAUCGAUUGGAAAAGGUGAUUAACGUCACAAUUCAAUCAUUGACAGUGAAACUGAGAAACAGCGCAUCUAUACUAACUUUAAUAACACAUAUGCCGAACUUACGGUAUCUAAAUGCUGUUUUGCAUUCAAUGUUCACCCACCCUUCACGAGAAGAGACUGUCAAUUUAACACACGUUCAAUUAAGAACACUUCUCAUUACAUCAGAAAACGGUUCCAUCAACAAACAGAGUUUCGCCAGAUUGUCAAAUACGAUUAAACAAUUUGCAACCUCAUUAAUUCGUUUAUCGGUGAAGUUAAGUUCGAUCAUAUCGACAGACAAUGAAUUUGAUGGUGUUAUACUUCGAAGCCAACUGCUUAACUCGAUGACACAAUUGAAAGUGUUUCACCUUUUUGUCACCUUCGAUGAAGAACCAACAGAAAUCAGCACAUUAUUAUCUACAUUUCAAAAUAAAUUUUGGUAUGACCGUCGUUGGACGGUUGGAAUUCAUGGAAAGCAUUUAUUUACAUUACCAUUUCACUUUAAGGAACUGAACUGUUUUACUGAUGUCGAUCAAAUCAAGUCAAGUAAUUCGAAAAUGUUAUCUACAUGGCCGUAUGUGACAUCAAUCGAUUUGUCUCAAUGCAACAAUUUGGAUGUAAAUCUAAUCAAACAACUGAAAUCCAACAUGCCGAAUUUAACAACAAUAAUCUUGAGUGCGGAAUCAAUGAACAACUUAGUGAUAGAUGAGACUAUGACACUAGAUAAUGUUAGUACUAUUCAUUGUAAAGGCGAAUACCUGCAAAAUAUUAAACAGUGGCUAGUCAAGGUCGUUCCGAACACAAAAAAGUUGGUUUUAUCAUAUCGACCACAAUUUGCAACGUCUUCCUUGAACCGAACGGUGUAUUUGCAUAAACUUGACGCAUACUUUCGUGGUCCACAAACGAUUAGAAAUUAUACUUAUUUUCUAAAUAUUCAACAUGUUGAUGUCAAAUUUACCGUGGACGACGCCGAGGAUUUCUAUAGGCAUGUGCUUCGCCUUAUUCGGGAGUUUUUCGAGAUGUUCAAGAAUUUGAAUUCAUUUACAUUUGAGUUUUAUCAAAAUAUUUUCGAUAUGAACAAUAUCCCGUUCAGAGAACCAAGCGAACUGGUUAAGUUAUUAAAUAUGGACAGAAUUUCGCAGAAAUAUCGCCUGAAACGCGUCGACAACUAUAUUCAAUUUAUCAAAAAAACUCGUGUAUAA